This is a messenger RNA of Abrus precatorius (Indian licorice), 786 nucleotides long. Its product is annotated as myb-related protein MYBAS2. The transcript has 3 exons. NCBI's taxonomy places the organism in Eukaryota, Viridiplantae, Streptophyta, Magnoliopsida, Fabales, Fabaceae. The coding region runs from base 1 to 786 and encodes 261 amino acids. Gene Ontology annotation, biological process: regulation of DNA-templated transcription. Gene Ontology annotation, molecular function: sequence-specific DNA binding; DNA-binding transcription factor activity. The record is from RefSeq and is a predicted model, not a curated record. Gene Ontology annotation, cellular component: nucleus.
AUGUAUUGGGGGGGAGUUAUGUCAGGCCAUAUGGGUCGGGGUGUCAUAGAGGAAGAGGUGUGGAGGAAGGGACCUUGGACUGCUGAAGAGGACAGGUUGCUAAAUGAGUAUGUAAGGCUGCAUGGUGAAGGUAGAUGGAACUCAGUUGCCAGGCUUGCAGGAUUGAAAAGAAAUGGGAAGAGCUGCAGAUUGAGAUGGGUGAAUUAUCUGAGACCAGACCUCAAGAGGGGUCAAAUAACACCCCAAGAAGAGAGCAUAAUUCUAGAGCUGCAUGCAAGGUGGGGAAACAGGUGGUCAACAAUUGCAAGAAGCUUGCCAGGGAGAACUGACAAUGAGAUAAAAAAUUAUUGGAGGACCCAUUUCAAGAAAAAGGCCAAAAGUCCCUCUGAUGCAGCAGAGAAGGCUAAAAAUAGACUCUUGAGGAAGCAGCAAUUUCAUCAACAGCAAAAACAACAACAGUUGCUGCAGCAGCAGGAGGCACAACAGCAACAAUUGCAAUUCAACUUUGACAUGAAGGGGAUCAUGGCCUUGCUUGAGGAUAACAGCCAUAGAGCACCUCACACAUCUCAAGCUAGACAAGAAAUGGUUAACAUGCAACAAAACACCACAGAAGAGCAGGGAUACUUGUACUCUAUGCUCAAUGGUAACACUUCUGCAACAGAGACCUUAGCAGAAGAAAUUUUGUGGGAUGGCCUGUGGAACUUAGAUGAUGUUCAUGGGAAUUUCAGUGUAGCUAGUGCUGCAAGCAAAGCUGGCCUUUACAAUUUAGUUGCUCCCUUCUGUUAA